Ascoidea rubescens DSM 1968 is the source of this 1290-nucleotide messenger RNA. RefSeq names its product auxin efflux carrier. Bases 1 to 1290 code for a protein of 429 amino acids. Gene Ontology annotation, biological process: transmembrane transport. Gene Ontology annotation, cellular component: membrane; endoplasmic reticulum. The transcript has 2 exons. The record is from RefSeq and is a predicted model, not a curated record. NCBI's taxonomy places the organism in Eukaryota, Fungi, Ascomycota, Saccharomycetes, Ascoideales, Ascoideaceae.
AUGUUUGAAGAACUUUCCUACAUCCAAAUCGCCUUUUUAACUUUCCAGGCUAUCUUUGAAGUCGUCCUCGUUUGUUUGGCUGGGUUCAUUGCUGCAAAGGUCAAUUUGUUGAAUCCCACUGCCCAGUUAAAUAUAUCGCAGCUAAAUAUUGAUUUGUUCACUCCAUGUUUGAUCUUUGCAAAACUCGCCCCUCAACUAUCCUUCAAGACUCUCGCCGAGUUGGCAAUAAUUCCAGCUUUCUAUGCUAUCUCAACUGCUAUAUCCGUUGCUUCUUCCAAAUUGGUCUCUUAUUGUUAUGCCUUCAAUGCUCCUGAAACAAAUUACGUUAUUGCAAUGUCUGUCUUUGGGAACUCCAACUCCUUGCCUGUUUCCUUGACACUCGCUCUAGCUUACACUUUGCCUGACUUGAAAUGGGAUUCAUUCAUCAAAGACGACAAUGCUGACAAAAUUGCUGGUAGAGGUCUACUUUACUUGGUUAUUUUUCAACAGUUGGGCCAGGUUUUAAGGUGGUCUUGGGGUUAUAAUAUUCUAUUAAAAAAAAGAGACCACAAUGAGAUUUACCGAGAUCUAAACUGCAUCAUUUAUUCAGAUAACCCUAAUAAUAAUAAUAAUAAUAAUAAUAAUAAUAAUAAUAAUAAUAAUAAUAAUGAAAUGGACUCUCCAAACUACAAUGACAACAGUGUCAUUCUUUAUUCUAAUGACAACACAAAUCCUUCAGUGAUCCGAAAAAUCGGCUACUUUUUCCAAAAUUUAUUUUACUCCUUUCUAGAAUUUAUGAACCCUCCAUUAUAUGCAAUGCUUUUUGCUGUCAUUGUCGCGCUUUUCAAACCUAUUCAAGACGAAUUUUACCAAAAUGACGGUUUCGUUCAAAACACCAUAUCCCUUGCCAUCACACAACUAGGAGAAGUCUCCAUCCCUCUAUUGCUAGUUGUCUUGGGUGCUAAUUUAUGUCCAUCCAACGAAGUUCAACCUGCAUCCCCUCAUCACAAUAAACUAAUCGUUGCUUCUCUACUCUCUAGAAUGAUCAUCCCACCAUUAUUAUUACUACCCUUCAUUGCAAUGUGUGUAAAAUAUUUGCCAGUAUCCAUCCUUGACGAUCCAAUCUUUCUAAUAGUUGCCAAUUUAUUAACAAUAGCUCCCCCGGCUAUUCAACUAUCUCAAAUUUGUCAAAUCAACCAAAUAUACGAGAAAGAAAUGGCAGGUGUGUUGUUUUGGGGCUACGUUGUAUUAACUUUACCUACCACCAUCUUUGUUGUUGUAGCAAGUAUCGAGAUUCUCCAAUGGGUUUAA